Molecule: messenger RNA, 622 nt
Organism: Tribolium madens (black flour beetle)
Lineage: Eukaryota; Metazoa; Arthropoda; Insecta; Coleoptera; Tenebrionidae
Gene: Mpp6
Product: M-phase phosphoprotein 6
Exons: 1
Coding region: 106-531 (141 amino acids)
Biological process (GO): maturation of 5.8S rRNA
Source: RefSeq, a predicted model, not a curated record
AAUGACAGUUUCAAGUUUAGAACAUUUUCUAACCUAACAAAUUAAUAUUUUACAUUUAUAAAAAGCAGGUAUUUUUUACAAAACAAAGUAGUUUAUCUGUAAAUUAUGGAAGAGCCAAAACCUGUUCAAUUAUCCAAGACAAUCUUGGAUAUGAAAUUUAUGAAAAGGACAAAAGAGAGGGUGCUCAAAGAGCAGGAAGAUGCCGAGGGCAAAGCCAUGUAUUUCAAUGAGAUCACCGACGAAAUGAAGAAAAGCGGGAAUAUAGUUUUUACAGAAACUAGUAUCUUCAACUGUAGAAAUUUAAUUGAAGGCCGGUUAUCUUUUGGUGGCAUGAAUCCAGAAAUAGAGAAACUAAUGUCCAAUGAUUUUACAAGGAAAAAACAAGAAGUGGAGAAACGGAAAGAAACUGAUAUUACUGACGUCCAAAUGGCUCAAGAAUAUUCCACUUUAGUUAACAYAAUGGCAAAUAAAUUUAGUGGAAAGAAAAACAAAAAUAAACGGAAAUUUAUAAAGCCAUCUGAAGAUUUUUAAUUAGCCCAGUUGCAAAUUAUUAACCGUUUAUUUCUAUAUUACGAUUAAAUUGUAUAACGACUUUUUUAAUAAAUUUAAUUCAUUUAUCUUA